AAACGACUAAAGAGACAAAAGGCACUUCUACAAUCUAUAUCCAUUCCAACCGAGGAGAAGAGCAGGUUUAAAGAUUGUUUAAGUGUAGAGUAUAUGUCUUCAGAACAUUCUGUCUCUGAAGACAAUUUAGAUCAAGAAAACAGUUCUGAGGAUGAGAAUUUCCCCAGGAAAAGGGUGCUAUGUAGGAAGCCUCUACCUUGGAGAAGCCAAGAACUUAACAACUUAUUUCUAAAGCUGGACCGGAAAGCAAACCGGAAACAGUCUCAAAGAAGUUCCUCAAUGACCAUAGACAGGAGGGAUGGCUCCCCCUCAGAGAGAAAGGCACCAGAUGAUGCCCCUGAAUUUGCUCUUUCGUAAGGAAAUGAAAGUUAUUCUAAAGCUCUUGAAAAACUCCCUUGUUAUUCAUGACAGUGAUACUUACAGAUACGCGUAACUCUGCAAAUAUAACUGCCCUUUAUCCAUCUCAGCCUAUGGUGCUUUUUUGACCAAAUGUCAGCCUGAGUGUUCUUAAUCCACUUGUUCUUUUAUGCAGGUUUUUACUGUACCUCUAACACAAUAUUGAUUACAUACUUAUUUUGGGGCCAACAACAGUGACGACGGUUAUGUUGAGAUGCUUUGAAACACUUACAGCCAGUCAUAUCUCUUAAUGAUCCUCAAUUUCCUUACAACAGGGCCAGUACAGACUGUUCCCUACACAUACACAAAAAAUGAAAUGAAAUGAUUUCAUUAACUGAUUUGCUUUGACUGUAAUUUCCCUUUCUUUAAAAAUGACGAAAAAAAAAACUUUUUAAUAUGCCAGAGUUACAGUGGCAGAUCCAGGGAAGGGGCCUGGGGGGUCCACCGCCCUUAUUUUUGGACCAAACUGUGGCCCGAUGGGAAAAAAUUUUUUUUUUGAAGACGGGCCCUCCUCCCUUAUCUCAGGGUCUGGAUGACUGCCCCCCCUUCCCUUAUCUGACGGUCUGGAUCCGCCACUGUGUUAUACCAUUACAAAUCAUAAAUUGGUGGUAAUCAUAAGCCCCUUUACAGAGGCCAACGUUAAAACGUUACCGGAAUUAUAAAUUUUGUUUCUUAAAAAAGUGAUAAUUAUAUUAUUUUGUACUACGUAAAACGUCUUUUUUAGGGUUCCAAGUAGAUUGAAGGGGAUUUUGUCAUGGGAUAUAACAGUUUUAGUGAAUACAAGUCUCGUCCAUAAAUAACUAUUGUUUGGAAGAACGAAAUGAUGGCACAACACUCUGAAACGAGUCUUUAGAAUAUCUUAGAUACGGAACACUUUUCUUGAUAUCUAAUAUUAGUUAGUAUUGAUCUGAUACGUACUUAUAUAAAUAUAUAUAUAUUAACAUAAUAAGGUUGUAAUUUGUUCUGGUUUCAGAAAAUGAAAAGAUGUCCGAGCUAACUUUGGUUUAUGGAAUAAAUCACUUGAACAGAAUUUAAUGUUUGGUCACUACUAGUGGUAUUCUCCUCAAUAAUGUUAAAGUUUGAAGGCAUAUACUUGUUAAGAACUCAGACAAUAUAAUGACAUUAUUUGUUGUCCAUUUACUAGGACCCAAUGAAACGUAUUCAAACAAGGGACGUUAAAUAUUAUUUGCUACCUGAGCAAACCAUGCUCUAAUUUAAGAGUUUAAAGACAUUUGCUAACCCAAGCAAAGUUCCAACUUUGACUAUAUUUGCUCCCUGAGCAAAAAACUGUACAAAAAUAAGAGUUUGAUCAGAUGCACUGCCCGAGCAAACUUGUUUAAAACUUGUAUUUUGACCACAUUUGCCGCUCCAAGCAAACUUUCUCGAAUUUAGAGUUUGAUCAAAUUUGCAACCCCUAGAAAAGUUGGUCAAAGUUGUGGUUUUUCUAGCAUUGGCUCCAUGAGCAAACAUGUUUAAUGCUAAAAGUUUGGUAACAGUUUCUAUAGAAACAAUCCAAUUCGAUGAUAACCAUUUGAUCAUCCUUACCACCCCAAACAAACAUUAUUCAGAUGUAAUACUUUGCUCACAUUUGCAACGUUGUGUAAAAUUCCUAAAAAAAUAACAGGUUUACAUGCUUUUACAACCGGGGCAAAGCUGCACAAAACAGGAGAUUUGCCCACAUAUUUGCAUAGUAUGCAAAGACAGUUCGAAGGAAAAAAUUUGCGUACACAUUUGAACCUUCUGUAAAAGAUCCUUAAAUUCAUGACCACACAUUAUCUUGGCACAAAGAUGUAAAUCUUUCGCAAAUGUAACAUUUACCGUCAUUGCUACGGAUAGCAAAUCUAGUGCAAUAUCAGUCUUUGCUCUUGAGCAAAAUUGGGCAAAACUGUGCAAGUCUGGUAUUUGCUACACCUUUGCUGUAGUUUGGUUACCCGUGCAAAUCCAUUUUUUCCUCCAGUGCAUGAUAGCAUUUGAAAAGCAACUAUAUCUGACGUAAAGAGCAGAACAUUAGGACAUGCUCAUAACAGCCUCCUUGAAGCCAAUUAUAAUGACAAUACUAUAGACUAGUCUCAUACAUAAAUUACAUCAUGCAGUGCAAAAAAAAGCCUGUGCUAGCCUGUGUACAGUCAGUACACAGUUGCAGUAUGCUUUGUUUCCGAGUAAGUAAAGGCAGUGGAGCAGCACAUCAGCUACCCAUUUGAUUCCAUACUUAACCUGAUAAAAUAGAAUUUCGUAUUACUGAAAAUGACACAAAUAGAAAUAUUCAUUUCUUUGCUUGUAUUCCAGGACGUCUCUCCACCAUCGGGUGAAAGAUCUCCAAAGGGGCAUAACCCAUGGCUGGAGAAAUUUACUAUACCAAACCAGGUACGGUGGUUUUGCAACUCAGAAAACUGCAAACACCUCUAGCUGAAAUAUCUCAGAAAUGUUGAAUAAGGAUUGACCAAACAGCACCUGCAAACCGCAAACCCUAAACCUAACUCUCGUGUAUUUAAUGAUUUAGCUUAGUGAGCUUGCGGCUGAGUAUAGUGUGAUUUUAAUUCGCAUUUGAUGUCACUGCCUCAAAAGACUGUUAAAAGAAAUAAAUUGGUCCAUUCCAAUUGUUAAAAGUUGAAAACCUUUACAAAAUGGCUGCACUACCAUAUUUGUUGGCUGAUAAACGAAGAGGGACACAGAUUACUGCCAGUUUCUUUUGGAAGAGAGCAAAGGUGAGUUAACAGCAAAGUCACAGUGAGGAUCCUUCACGUAAACAGACUUAAAGAACGUCUACGUUUACCCCUUAAAGACAUAAUUUAUGACCGAGUGUACCUGUUAUUUGAUAAUAGCACUUAUUUUUUCUUGUUCCCUACAUUCACAUGUUGGAAAUGAAGAUGAAAGAGUGGCAGAGCUGACUAAGAAAUCAACAUCCCCCACGCCCAUUACCACUGGGGAGUAAAAGAAUAUAGAUGAACUUUACUUGGUCUCUGAAGCCAUGGUAGCGUGCCGGUUUAAUCCACCAAAACAUCCUAAAUGCAGUAGCUACCCUACUGGGUAGUUUUGACUGCCAUAAUAUGGUAUUUCUUAAAGGUUCUGGUGGGGCUAGAGAAAAAAUUGUUGCUGGUUUUAGAGCACACACUCUUAGGUUAUACAAGUGCAAGUCUGCCAUUGUCUGUGGAAAAUGUUUUGUCUGACUUGCAGAUGGUGAAGACUUAACUCUUCCUAGAUAUUACUUAUAUGUUGCACUGAAUAUCCACGUUAAUUCUAAAUCUUCUAAUCUGUAUGUAUUCAACAAAGCAUUUUCUGUGACAAUGCAUUUUUCUUAAGUGUUCAUCUGAUUGCAUUAAAUCAGAUUUCCCAACUGAUUCUAGACUUUCUUGAUUUACUUCUACUUAAGGGGGUUCUGCCUAAAAAAAACCUUUUGUACAAUUUACCCAUGUUUCAGUCUUUUGACAGAGAUGCAGAAUUUCAAUUCAAAUUUGCUACAGUUUAAGGAAGCAGGGCUGAGUGUUCAGUCAUAUUUCUUGUCCUGCUUUAAAUUCUUGUAUAAGAAACCCAAGCAUUUUGUACUUGCACUGUUGUAUUAUAACCCUUUCUAUGAAGUUGUCAACUAUGUUGUUGUUAUUUGGAGAGGACGGUUAACAUAACCAUUAAAAAUAUUGCUGAAGACUACUAUUGUGAGGUUACUGUCAUUCAUUACUAUCGGUUAAAACAAUCUCAAGUGAAAUGGUUUAAGCCACCACCUCUUGACUACUAAAUGGGUUACCACAGAUUCAUCGCCAGUACCCAAAAAACUGGUUUACCAUAACCACAAAAAAUGGUUAUUGUAACCAAUCAGUAUGGCUUGAAAAUUAUUUAACCUUUUAUUUCAGUUACAAUAACUAAGAAUUUUAAGUUAGUUUAACAAAAAAGUGGAGGUUAUAAUAAACAAUUAUUAAAUGUUAGCAGAAGCAGUGUUAGCUGUGGUAGAAACAAUCAAUUUUUAGUGUUAAUGCCAGAAAGAAAAGCUCGUUCAACGGAAAUAAAAAUGGUUAACUGGACCUGAAUGUUUGGGUUAGUGUAACCUAAAAAAUACACUUUCCUGGGAUUCAAGUAGUAACCGUUUUCCAGGAGUCACUAUAACAGGACAGUUUUACAGUGUGACGUCAAAAUAUGUAAUUUUACCAUGGAAAAGAAUAACCUUGAAGUACUUUUUAGUAUUUACGACUCUAAGAUUUUCCCGCCAAAAAUUAACUUCCUCAAGACAAGUCUGGGUCAAAUUCCGUAUCCCAAUCAGGUGAGGCCGCAACGGAUAAUGUCUCAUGAGUUCAGCACAACUAUACAUAAUUGAAGAUCUAGAUGGUUACCAUUUGGCUAAAUCAGGUGCUGGCGACAAAGAAUGCGGGAGAGUUUGCAAAGGAGAAGACACAGAGUCCUUCAGACGAUGAAGCUCUGGCUAUGUGGGUCUACUACCACAAAAGAUUUAAGGUGUUAGGAACGGUGAGUUUACAAUGUGAUGCUAUAGAAGGGUGGUUAAUAAUUCGAUAGAUAAGUUUUCUUUCAUCUAUUGAUGAAUUAACUUACUAAUAAUCUUAAAAGGAAGGAAAGAAAGUGAAGAAUGAUCAUCGCAGUAAAUUUUCCAAUUUAAGCAAUUGGAAAGAAGAAGCCUGAAAAUCAGGGCUUCAAUGGGAUUCGAACCCAUGACCUCCGCGUUACCGGUGCGUUGCUCUACCAACUGAGCUAUGAAGCCACACACUGGGAGCGAGCUCAAUUUAUUGAGUUCAUAUCUCUAGUGAGGACUGAAAUGAUGUAAAGUAUAAUGAAAUAUUUCAUUUUUUUUUUUGAAUAAUCUUAAAGUUAACUUGAAGUCUGGGUAAGAUGAAGACAGAGAGAGAGAGAGAGAGAGAGAGAGAGAGGAGAGGGAGAGAAAGUGAGUGAUUCAGUUGUUUAUCCGGGAUACUUACUGUAAAAAUGACGAUUCAUUUUCCCAUUUAAACAGAGACCCUUUGUUUUAAAACAUCUACUUUUGAAAUAAAUUUUGGUUGCCCUUUUAAUAGCUCUUGUUUUUAUUUUAAUUACUAAAAAGGCAGUUAUGAUACCUGGACCUAAUCUAACGGAAUUUUAGCCAGAAAACAGCCAUCAGGCAAUUACUUAUUAGAAAAGGGACAAACGCAUUUAUUCAAUAACGCCUAAAAUGGCUUGAUCUGCGACAAUGGACAGGUUUUCUUCUUCACUUUGAUUUCUUACUUUUCGACUUAGUCAUCAAAACAAAAUUCACAGGCUUAUUUUAUCUCACAGCAACAGACUUACAAGCGCCCUCAGGAAAAACCAGCGAAAUUUUCUUCCGUUGAUAUUAAAUCACAAUAUGUCUUAGGAAACAUGUCACUUUUUUUACUAUAAUUUUAUCACCUGUCUGUACUUUCACUCGGUCGCAUUGGCAUUACUACGCACGCUUUUACCAAGUCACUUCCUUUGGCCAGUUUUGGUUAAAUUAAGAUGUUUGCCAUUUUCCGGAGUGACCUUCAGUCAAAAAUGUCAAGGUCGCCUCUCCCGUUUCUUUCUCUUCGAGAAUUCCCGAAUGAAAUGAAGGCAAGAAUCAACAUGGCUUCCCCGUGCACGCAGAAAAGUGAAAUUGAACUGCUAAGAUACAAUUAGAGAUUAUACUCGUUUUAAGCUAAUUUUAACUGUGCUUUAGUUUGACGUCUUGCAAUCUCGGGCUGAAUACCGCACCAGGUGUCUUUUUUGGCUCAAAUGUUUAGCUUAAUUUAGCUUAUGUACACAUUAGACAUACUUGAUCCUAAACAUUAACAACUGCAGUUGAUUCACUCAGGUUCAUUUGAUUUCCUUUUCACAGGAUAGCAGCAACGCAAUACUUACAAAUUAUUUCAAAGUGGUGGUUGGUUUUUGCCAUGCCUUAGCCUCCCCUGCAGACAUUCUUAGGCGUGUGUCCUGUGUUCCUUCCCCACGAACGUCUGCUGAUCUGAGCAGGAAAUUCCUUUCCCACUGUUCGCAAAUAUCAGUUGGAGAGCACAAGCAAAUUAUUGCAGAACCAAUUGACGCUAAGUUAUUGUUUUGUGAAAAGCCAAUCAUAAGGUGUUUUAAAACAGGCCAUCCGGUGGGGAUCAAAUUUCUGGCGAAUUUAUUCUGCCGCUAAAUAUUUUCAUGUAUGCAAAGUUAUUCCAGAUCCUUGCUUCAUGUAUAGCCGAAACACCGAAAAAAGUUGUGGGAAAUAACUGUUUUCUCUGUAGUAGUCCUUUGAUUCCUUCUGGCAGAGUACGUGUUGUUGGAAAGAGUUCUGUCUGCAUCUCACGCCUCAUUGAAGAAACAGUGGAAAUUGAUGUAAGUUUGUUUUCGUUGAGCGACCCUUUUGUUUGCAGUAACUGUUAUAAAUGCUUAAUUCGAUUUCAAAAAUUAAGAAAAACCUGCAAUCAGUUCAGGAAGAGAUAAAAGAAGAUUACAAGAAAGGGGUAUUAAGAACUAAACAUCUCCGCUGAGAUUCUGCUGAAUCGGACAUUUCGAUUGCAGCGUCAAUCAAAAAUACAAUUGUGCAAUGGAGUGCUGCAAAAUCACUGAAAUUUCAAAAUUUUUCCACCACUUCUACUUCUUCUUUUGAUCUCCUGGAAAAACAUGGUGAAAUGUCAUCCGAAGGAGGUGCAGGUCAUUCAGGUCAAGGGGAAAGUAUCUCUUCAGUCACACAGGAAAUUCCUGAAACUCCGUCAAAUGGUUCGUUUACCUCACCUCCGCCUCCUUCACUUCAUUUGACGUCCACACCAGUGACAGCCAACUUGAGCUUACAUUCAUCUCUACAAGCGCAGCCAUACAGAAGUUCAGCAGUAAAACUGUCGAUCUUUUAUCUAAGUAAAAUGGUCAACAAAUGUUUAGCGUUAGAAUAUGAAGCGAUUGAAAAACCCUCAUUUACCGCCCACCGAACAGAAUCGCCAAUGCUGCUGUAAAAUCCAAAUCGCUAACUAAGUACGUGGUUCAGAGUGUCCUUCCACUUUUGUCUAAUGAAGUUUGUGCUUUAUGCUCCAGAUCAAACCCGUCAAUUUUAUGAUAAUGCGACAGGGAAAGCCUUGUAAAUUUUAGCUUUCAAUCGGUUUGCCAAGAGUGGAAAAACAGAGCGUUGAUCUUUUAUUCUUUCUUGAUGACCUGCAGCAGUGUUCAACUUACAACAGAAGAAUUGUGGCUGCCAUGCGUGGCAAUAGCAGGAUCUGUACUGCUUAGGCAGCAAAAUCCUCAGAUGAAUGCCACCUGCCAGUGUACUUGGAGUCCUCCUUAAAACAUGAUCAAUGGAGGUAUGAAUGACUAUCUUAAUUUGAACAGUGCACUUAGGUCAGUUUUUCUGAUUUCUGGUUCUAAAAAAAAGGAAGACGAGUUCUAGGCUUAAAUAAGAGUAAUUAAAUUGUAACGUAACCAGGAAUAGCUUUAUUGUGCAACCUAGUUUUUCCAAAUAUUUUUCUAGAAAAGUAACUUUUUACAUGAAGCUUUUCACAAUAACAUACAAACCGACCAUUUACAUGUUCUUGUUUGACAUAACAAAGGAUAAAAGAGCUUGAAUUAGAAAAGAAAGAAAUACACAACAUAAUUAUCAGCUGCGUGAUUAAGCUCUUUGCUAUGUAUGACCUUACCUUGAAUAAUUAAAGUAACUUAAUUAAAGGAUAUUUGAGAAGAGGAUGACAUGCUGACCCCACUGUAUACAAACUAGGGUGAUCUGGGAGUUAAAAAAGUGGUCUCUUUGUUUAUAUCCCAAGCGGAAUCCUCCUCCCCCUCAUACAGCUUAGCAGCAAGUUGCCCUUAAAGACCACAUCUUGUCACAUGUUUGUUGUUACUUGUUCAUUAUUAAACCACUGUUACAUUUACAAAGUGUGCCAGGGGCCUUGCCGUUAAUGUAGCAAGGUUCAUGCCAGUUUAGAAACAUUUUUUUGUCAUUAUUAUUCUAGGGAAGUCUUGACCGCUAGGCAAAGCUUAAGAUCACCUGCUCAAACAGAUGUGUCUUGGCUAAACUUGAUGCUCUAGGUGAGGGCUUUGAUCAGCCACUUCAGAAUGCCAAGGAGAAGAUUACAAGUGAAAACCUGAAGACAAGAGAACUUCAAAACCAAGGUACUGCACAAGAGAUGAAUGAAAGGAUGAAAGACCAUCUUAGAAAUUGCCAACCAGGGUUCACCAUUGGAUUUGACAACAUUGACUUUGAAAUCCCACGAAAAAACAUCACGCUGGGAAAAGAGAACCAGGAUUUACACUGGGUCAAUCACCUGAUGUUUGGGAACAGGGUUUUGGGAAUUUGCUGUCCAAUGAUGCCCCAAGACAGAACUGCAAACAGUGUCAAAUAUGACAUUCUUACCGAGCGCCAGUGACCAGCCAAGGCAGCGUUACAAUUACAUUGUACUUAUUUCUAGAAUCUUGGUGGAGUAUUUUGAUUCCCUCCAACCACUGAACAAUGCAUGCAUACAGCAUAUGCCCCAUAAGUACACCGAAGAAAUGUCUAAGAAGUCUCUAAAGGUAAUCAAUAAGCAAAUUGCAUGUAUCAAUGAAAAUGCUUGUCUUUUUUUGUUUGUUUGUUCAAUUAUAUUUUUGAAGCAGUAUAUAUAUUAUUGUACCGAUUUACAUUUUUUUUUUUUAAUUUUUCUAUUUGGUCUUUCAAACAUAAAAUUGUCAAUUGAUUGACCUGUAAAUUGAAAGAAUAAUUUCACCAUCAACUCCUGAUUCUUUUAGUUUUGUAUGUUAUUGGGAGAAGUUUUAAAAAAAAUUAAUGAGAUUCUUGUUCAGCCUGUGCAAAUAAAUAAAACUUAGUAAAGAGAAAGACCCACUCUCCUUUACAGUUUAUGAUUACCGGAUGUGUUGAGAUUUUGUGGAAUAGGAUAUUUACUCUAAACAAAUACUUUCUGUUAGGUCCAUCUAGGUGUUAUUUUCAAGAAUGAAAACAAGAAUGAAGACAUGCUCUCUAUCAUACAACAGGUUCAUACGUAUCUUCCUCAUUCACCUGAUAAUGGAUGCGACUCACGACUAUUCUCUGGAGAUCAACUCACUGUUGAGAGGGCAGUCAACAUUAUCUCCUCAGUUCCUGAUGGUUACACACCGAAAGAUCGUUUAGACAGAAUUACCUUACAACUGGGAGAUUGGCACGCUGGAGUGAAGAUUCUAUCAGUAAGUAGAGUGCAGAGUAUAGAGAUAAAAUAUUGCCUGCACUUGUACAUGGAAGCGAAACCACAGUGAUUUUAAAAGGUAUUGCUGCGCGGACAGCCCAGGGUGGGAGGGCAGGGCAUGUACAACCCAUUACAUUAAAUGGGUGUGUGCUGCUGAACAGAGUAUGGGUUUUAGGACAAGGGUAUUACACUUUCACUAUUUAGCGUGUUGAAUAGGAAGUGACCGUCUUGGACCAGGCGUUUUUUAUGCGUGAAUGUUGCCAAUGAGCAGUAAAUAUUUGUUAUCAACACAAUUUUUUUCCAAACAAAAUUUAAUUCCAUGAUGUAAUAAUUAUGUAAUUAUGUACUCAAAUGAUAUUCAAUGUUGCCUACAAAAAUUCCUCGUUCCUCCUCUAAACGUACCUUAACACACUUAUUGGGGCAUGCGAAUAUUUUUUGCGGAACUCCACAUUUAUAAUGUAUGUAUUUAAAUUACAAAAAGUUGCAUUUUUCCGAUUAGGAAAAUACUAACACAACCAAGAUCCCCCUCAGAGUCGGUGAUCAGUGUUAGAUAUAUACCCAAGGCUUCGCGUCUCAGUGUAUUUCCACCACUAUUCACUUCCCCUUUGGAUAGUUGUGUACUAUUUUAGCUAUUUGAAGAGUUAUUGUUCAGUGAAAUGCUUGAGUAGGAUCGAGGUAACAUGGUUGCAUGCCUCAUGUUAAAAAACAUCAAUUUUCUUUUCCACUCUACAGCUCAUCGUCAAGAAGUUUUUUUCUGGCAAAUCAGAGAGUGAUAGCUGUACGCUGUUCUCUGACCGCACCCUGAUAAAUCGGAGAAAUGUGAAGUCUGAUCCACACACAGCAUACCGUGCUGACUGGGACUUCCUGCUUAUCAUCGUCAAAUCAAGAGUAACUGCUGCUGCAAUGUCAGUACUGGGGUUUUCUGACAAAGGGAGCCAACCAACAAAGUUUCCACUUCCAGUAGACAUUGCUAAGCAAUCCAGAGUGUAAUGAUUAGAAUAUUUAAACAAAGCUGCCGCUUUAAUUGUGGACAAAUUUGUAUUUAAUGAUGAUUCUGUCAGCAGGCUUCUUGAUGAUAUCUUGACUAAUCAAGAAAGUCAAGAUCAAAGAGAUCAGCAGGAACGAACUGUAGAUGGCAGAUUCCUGUGCCGUUUUCGUGGGUGCAAAGCUUCCUUCAAGUAUGAUGGUGUGAAGAGAAGGACACAUGAGUUGUCUCAUGAGCCACUGGCAGAUUAACCUAGCCAGCGAAGUUCUGAACAGUCUGCUGCUGAACCAUGCAACAAACCCACAGAUGAUGUCUACAGUUACAAUUGUGCUUUGCUAGCAGAUGGCUUAUUUUUCAUCAAUUUCUUGGAUGCAGUCAAAAAGGGGGACGGCGUGAGGCUUAUGCACCAGUAUAAGUACAUGUUGUUGUACUGCAGAGCUGAUGGCCAUGCCAGCAACAAGUACGCAUUAGAGUGCCUUUAUCAAUCAUUCCUCGUCCAAUCUCUUCUUUCUCCUACAGAAAGUGAGAGGUUUGAUUGGAAUCGCAGCAUUAAUAAUCAAUGUGGGAAAGGCUGCAAUAUCCCUCAUGACUUGGAGGUGGAGCAUUCUAACCGCUUUAUCAAGGGUAGUGCCAAAAACGUUGGUCCAAAUUUAACUGAUAGAGCAGUUCAGUGUAUUUGUCAAGCGGAGAGUGGAGCAAGAUCUCUGACUGGCAAUGUCAACCAAGGUCUAAACAGCAUCCGUGGGUCUGGAAAGCACACACAUAGUUCACCAGAAAAUGACGUGGAUGAACUGUUAAGGCAAAUUCAGCAAACAGAUGUGUUUACUGAGCAUCCAGGUCGAUCAUAUCAGCACUUUAAUGAUUUUGAAAGAGAUCCAUUCAAGACACUUAACAUGUCAUCCUUGUAUCAAUGGAUAACCCAACAUAAGAAAAACAUUAUUCGUGGAAAUAGGGCUUGAUAAUGUAAAUAUUGGGUUCAAUUAUUUUUUCUUCAAUGUAAAUCCUAUUACCUUUUAGUAUAUGGAAAUGUAUGUUGUUUGAAACAAAGGGAACAACAUUUACACCAAGUAUAAAAUUGAACAAAAAUGUUGACAUUAUAUAUCCUAUUGUUUUGUGCAGAAAGCACUUAAACAGCAACAAUCCCUGUGCAGUGGUCACGCUGAUAUUUUAUUGGUGAAGUUUGUUAAUUCAAUUUCCGCUGUGGUUUCAAUGAUAUCGCAGCUUUCAUCGUGCACUUAGUGUUGAAACAGCUGAGGUCACAGUUUUCUUUUGGUUUGUUUUAUUGCUUGAAUUGUGGUAAUUUUGUGAAUGUGUGGCUCCAAAAAAUAUCCAUACCUCCCCCACAGAAGGGAUUUUUCCUUAGACCCCCCAACCACUCUAGAAAUUCCCAUCAAGCUUCAUACAUUACCUUAAGAUUUUAGGCCUUUGGUAGUCCCCCCCCGCCCCCCGAAAUUUUCAUUCCCUUCUGUGGGGAAGUAUGGAUAUUAUCUGGAACUACACAAUGACAUAUUUUUCCAACUUAUCAUGUUCAAAAAUAUUUGGCAGAGCAAAUUCCACAUAACCUCAAUGGUGAAUGGAUAUAUUUGUGAUAUGGUACAGUGCUUUAGAGAACAGAAGUUCAAUUUAAGUAACAAAGUCAAAUCUUCAGAGCUACCAUGAAAAUUACAGUGUGAGAAAAUUGAUUUGAUCAAGUACUUCAUACUACCAGAUGUAUUUUUUUCAUCCUACCAAAUUCCAGGGAAAAUACCUGGCCCCAGUUGUUCAAAAGGUGGAUAGCGCUAUCCACCGGAUAAGUCUAUAUCCAGUGGCUGAUGCAAUUAGUUUUCAUAUUACUUAUCCAUUCGAUAGAGAUUUAUUUGGAGGAUAGCGCUAUCCAACGUUUGAACAACCGGGGCCAGGCCUCUAAUAGCAGGGAAUUUCAUGUAUAGUACUCUCAGGAGAAUUGGAAAACAACUCCAACCACAAACCCUUUAAGACAAAACAUGGGAUUUUCAGCUGUUGAUUUAUAUGGACCUGUUUGGUGUUAAUGCCCCCUCCCCUUCAAUUAAACUGUUUUGAGUGAAUUCCAGUGUAAUGGUUUCCCCCCUCUCCCUUCCCUACUGUGGUAUUUUAUAUUAGGAUAGAGGGGAUUAUUGCUCUUUCCUCCCCCCACCCAUUGUCAAUAGUUUCUCGACGUGGAUAAAAUAAUACAGUCUAACCUCUCCUUACGGACAGCUCUCUAUUACGCACGGCUCGUUUGGUCCCAGAAAUGCCACAAAUCAUACAUUCGAUAACUCUAUAUACGGACACCUCUGUAAAGUGGACACUUGGUUCUGUCCCUUUGGUUUCCGUAUUGAAGAGGUUUGACUGUAAAUUAUAAAAUCUGAAGUACAAUUUCACAAUCUGUAAGUAUAUGGAUGUUAAAUAAAAUAGAUAUUUUUGUUUCAAUUUUUAAACCAGGACUGAGCAGUUAUAUUGGUUUUACCAGAUGUACAUAAUUUACAUUCCAUUUACUUACAUUGCUGACAGCAUUAUGUCAUGUGCCAUUUCCAUAUUUGUAGUUAUGCAGAAAUGUUAUUUUACAUCAAAACAUUACGAGUAGUUAAAAGUGUACAUAACUCAUAUAUUACAAUCAAAUCGCACUUUACGGACACCCACUUAAUACAGACACCUCAUUAUUAUGGACAGUUAGCUAUGUCUGUGGGAAGAAAAAGCUCUCAUAUUUUCUCUUAAUCCAACAAGCUUGAUGUGGACAAUUUUCAUGGCCCCUCAGUGUCCGUAUUAACAGGGUUUGACUGUACUAUAUUCACACAACAAAAAAUAUUGUAUUCAUAUCUUUAAUAUGGAAGGAAAUGCUAUUGGCAUUAGAAAGGUUCAUUUUUAAAUAAUAUUUCUGGCCCCAGUUGUUCAAAAGCUGGAUAGAACUAUUCACCAGAUAAACUCUAUCUUGCGGAUAACUAUUAGGGAAACCAAUUGCUUUAUCCCUUGGAGAGUGAUUUAUCUAUCACAUAGUGCUAUCCACCCUGUGAACAACUGAAACCUGCUCCAUAGAUCAACACAAAAGAAAUAAAGGACAAGCCUAAAUUAAUAUAAAUUUCUUCUUAAUCCAUUGCUAUUAAUCAGCUGAAAAACAGUAAUCUUCAAGUGCAGUCAAGGCUGCCAAGGGUAAAUCAUAAUGUCCUGAUUGUUCAUUAGAAACAUCAGCAGAAAUAUCUUGUUGCCACAAAGAAAGGUUUUCGACGGCAACUUCAAAAAGCGAGUCAUUCUGGAGCAAAUUAUCCCAUUCCCCAUUCCAAGUAGCAGAAUGAUCAAGUUCAUUUGAGAUGUCAUCAUCAAAUGCUCAGUCAUCAAAAUCUUCCAAGUCCCCAAACAUUUGACUCAGUGAUUGGACUAUAAACUGGGCAUGCUUUAAGUCCCAUAUUUCCACUUUGUCCAGAACAUCCUGAACAGAGAAGAUGCUUUCACAAUGCUUUAAAACUUGGCCAAUUUGUCCUUCUGAAAACCCUAAGAGAAACUGAUGAUCGGUCAAUAUUUUUACUUGAUCAUUAGAUUUUAUUCAGCAAAUCCAUCACAAGGGACUUGUGAUAGUUUCUAAGACACUUAAGAAGCAUGUUCUUCUGAUCCAGGGUCACAAGCCUCGUUGAUACUGAAACAUCGGAUGAAUCUUCAUGUACACUACAGAGGAAUCUUGUAAACUGUCCACAAUCAGCUGAUUGGCAGGCUCACUUUUUUUCACAGUUGUCACAACAAAAGUGCAUUGGCGGAGGGUAACUCACCUCUGAUGAGUUAUCAAAAUUUUUCAGCAGAGCCUUUCGCCGACAUUCAUCAGUUUUAACGUACUCUUUCAUAUCUUUUUCCACAUGAGUCAGAAGAAUAGAAGAGAAUAGUAUUAUCUGCAGGCCUUUUUUUGCAAAGGCACACGAAAUGUAAGCUUAGUGAGAUGGAUAAGUAAAACAAUUGGCGCAGCAAAUAAAAAAACAACAACAAACAAAAAAGACAUAAUCUUAACCACAACAGAUUUCUAAAAUACGCAAGUGUUUCUUACUUCAAACAAAUAGAAAAUAAAAUAAAAUAAUAUCUAUUAUCUGCAUGGAAAAUAUACUAAACUCCUUACCACUGUUUAAUGACAUGAGCCUCAUCAACCGCGAUGGCACACAAUUUGGCUGCGUAAAUGCCACUCAACAACAUUUUUCGUCAGCAUUCGUUGUUUAACGAAGCCUCUGGUGUUCCAUAUGCAACCACAAAAUGGCCCACUUCAACAUCUUUGGCCUCUUCAUCUUUAACAUUGCUAAGGCUUAUUGCAGUUAUGCCGAGCUUCUUUAGGUUUUCCACUUGGUCUUUCAUUAGAUUGCCCAAGGGAGAAAUGACAACAACAUGGCCCGUACUGUUACGAGUGAUGUUGAAAACAAUUGGCAAAGCUUGGUAAAUUAGCGAUUUACCGAACCAUGUCGGUAGGUUAAUGAAAACAUCCUUCUUUUAAUGCACCUAUCAAUGUAAUGCCGGCGGGGGCGGGGGGGGAGGCAGGGCAUAGGGUGGGGAUUUGACUUUUUUCAAAAAUUUUCAAUCAGAUUCCCUGCCCACGGGCAAAUCAUUCCAGUCAAAUGCAACCAAAUUUCCCCACCCCGGGCUGCACAUUGCUGUCAAUCCAAAGGCAGAAUCUAAGAAAGGCACAAUAAAAAUAUCUCUAAAUAAAACUCUGCAAUCUUUUAUAAACGUUGCUGCAUCACCAAAGAUACAUGUUCCUGUUACAGCUGCAAUUAUACGUUUUAACCAUAAUCCGUGUUACACCGCGUAGAAUACAUAAACCUUCAGGAGAAAGUCCACAUUUUGUAAGUUUAAAUAUACUGUUCUUAGUAAAGGGUACAAAGAAAGUCAGUUUUAUCAGUUUACAGUGAAUGUAGCGAAUAAACCAUACACUGAUCAAUUGUACUUGCAAAAAUGGACUUGGUUUCUCUUUACUUCCGUUUACUUUGAUACCACAGUAUUUUAAGAGGUUCAAUUGACCACUAACACGCUAAAACAAACGAAAUUUGAAGACAAAACAGUGAAAUCCACUCAGCCUUCGCUUGUUCUCAUUGGCCUCCAUGAUUUCCUGAUCUUUUCAAACCGUACGGCGCAUGCGUGAAGCGUGAAAGCCGGAAACAUAUGUUCGGUCUCAGUCUUUUUCGUCCGAGUCGGCAGUCAAAUAUCUUGACGUCGGGCGAAGAAAGAUUCAAAUAUCCCCUCCCCUGGGAGAACAAGAUCAGUCAAAUGCCCUAUCCCAGGGCCAACAAAGACAAUCAAAUCCCCACCCCCUCCCCCCCCCCCCCCGCCGGCUUUACAUUUAUAGGUGCAUAAUCCACAAAGUACGCUAUAGCCUCUUGCUGAUGAGCAUUUAAGUUGACUAUUUUGAACGUUUCACACACUCGUUUAAAGGCCACGCUAGCAUUCACCAUGUUUGUCUCCGAUAUCUCGCGCUACAAUCACUCCGGGUCCAAAGUGCACUUCCCAGAUCUGGGAGUCUGCUGUGAUUGGUCUACGUUUUUUCCUGCUCAGAUCAGCAGACGUUCGUGGGGAAGGAAUGCAUGACGCACGCCUAAGAAUGUCUGCAGGGGAGGCUAGCCAUGCCUAUGAUAAUGGUGAAAUCCCACCGCCCAUUCAUUCAAGCAAACGAAAAAGGAAAUAUAUUUCAGCCUCAUCCUUCAGCUUCCUGAGGGCGUUGAUCCCUCAGAAAGCUGAGGAUCUGGUCAAAUAA
Messenger RNA from Porites lobata, 16189 nucleotides. The record is from the annotation of a GenBank genome assembly. NCBI's taxonomy places the organism in Eukaryota, Metazoa, Cnidaria, Anthozoa, Scleractinia, Poritidae.